AUGAGAGAUCCCGAAAUUCUCGUCCACGUCGCUGCUCCCAGCGGGGCCAGGGAUGACGCGAGGUAUCGCUCUCAGAUUCAGGCCUUCUUGGCCUUCGACCCGGUGUCGAGACACUGCGUUUUCAGCUCUGAAGACGGAUCGAGCUGUGAACCGCCAGCUGAAGAGGCUGUCCGGUUUCCCGAGCAGUCAGGCGGAGACGAAAAAUCGGGACAUUCGGGGGACGAAUUGCGUAGUGUUGUGGAUGAGUCUUCCUCUCCAGGAGUGACCGCGAGAGAAGCAGAUCCGAAGUCGAAGGAUCAAGAAGCAAAGCUCGGUUCAACGCAUCCGCCGCCUCCUUCUACUACUUUUGGUGACAAUGCCCCGAACUGUGGACGUGAUCCGCCCACUGACGACCAACAUCCUGGCCCCGGAGGUGUAUCGCACACGCUCCCUGCAGAUUGCGUCUCGCACCGCGAUGGGCCCCCGUCGUCUGUUUCGGCGUUGCAGCAAGGUGCUUCGGUAUCAAAUUCCUUCGAAACACCGCUCAGUGUGAUUCCGGACUCCCAGCCACAUGAGCCAAACUCCUCGGCAGGAAAUUCAGAACGCGCGAACCACGCACCGGUAGAGCAAGUUCAAGUUCCCCGAUCAUUCUAUGCAGAACCCUCAUCUCCGUCCAAACGACGUCGACUGGAUAAUGCUGGGGGUGCACUACAGUCCGCUGAAGCAGAUAACGUGCGAAUCCUGUCGUCUCUGCCGAGUUCAAAUGGAUGUGCACCGCCAGAAAAACAGACUGAGAUAUAUACUCAUGAGAAUCGCCCUAUAAAUGCACCUAACGUCGUCUACAGAGCUUCAGGACCUCCAGAUAACAAACCACAGACCAUUCCACGACAAGAUCAUACAAUAUCACUAUCCGUCCUGCCUCUGGAAAUCCAUCCUCCUCCGCCCCCAGUCUCGACAGGCAGAUUUCAAACUCACAUCACCCCAACCCUCCAGAUGCUCGCGGAACGGAUGAAGCUGCCUCGUAAGUUCAAGCCUGCCAAGCAGAGUAGAGAGCUGGAGCCGUUGGAAAGAGGUUACUGGUUUCUCCAGGUGAACGUUUUUGAAUCGGACAAUAUAGACAGGGGCGACUGUGGUCAAGAAGCCGGAUGUGGACGUGUGAAGGCCAACAAUCACAGUCCAAACGACUGGUCCUUGUCCUUCUUUUGCCAAUUCUGGUCCUUUCUCACGGAUUUCAUUUCCCGCGAAGGCCGCGCCGGCUGGGGUGUCUGGGGUAUCCUAGAGGAGAAGCGCCAGAACCAUGCAUCCCAGCAGACCGAACCCGCAGCAAACCCGCUGGACCAGCAGCAGGAGCAGCCACAGAACCGAAAGUUGGCCAUGCGGCGGCCAUUGACCCUAAAAGUCUACUGCUGGGGCGAGGUCGCCCCGCACAUCUAUAUGCUUCUCUUCCUGGCCACGGAGCGACGUAUCCGAGGCAUGCGAGCCCAGUGGAGAGACGCAACAGAGAGUGUGGUCAUCGAGAUGCCAUGA
This is a messenger RNA of Rasamsonia emersonii CBS 393.64, 1506 nucleotides long. RefSeq lists its product as uncharacterized. Bases 1 to 1506 code for a protein of 501 amino acids. NCBI's taxonomy places the organism in Eukaryota, Fungi, Ascomycota, Eurotiomycetes, Eurotiales, Trichocomaceae. The transcript has a single exon. The record is from RefSeq and is a predicted model, not a curated record.